Messenger RNA from Kuraishia capsulata CBS 1993, 909 nucleotides. RefSeq lists its product as uncharacterized. The transcript has a single exon. The coding region runs from base 1 to 909 and encodes 302 amino acids. Gene Ontology annotation, cellular component: cytoplasm; microtubule. Gene Ontology annotation, molecular function: GTPase activity; structural constituent of cytoskeleton; GTP binding. The record is from RefSeq and is a predicted model, not a curated record. Lineage: Eukaryota; Fungi; Ascomycota; Pichiomycetes; Pichiales; Pichiaceae. Gene Ontology annotation, biological process: microtubule cytoskeleton organization; mitotic cell cycle.
AUGGGUACCUUGCUGAUCUCCAAGAUUAGAGAGGAGUUCCCAGACAGAAUGAUGGCCACCUUCUCGGUUGUUCCAUCCCCAAAGACUUCCGACACCGUUGUUGAGCCAUACAACGCCACUUUGUCCAUCCACCAAUUGGUCGAGAAUUCGGACGAGACGUUCUGUAUUGACAACGAGGCGCUGUACGAUAUCUGUGUAAACACCCUGAAGUUGAGCCAGCCAGACUACUUUGACUUGAACCACUUGGUUUCUUCAGUUAUGUCUGGUGUCACUACCUCUCUGCGUUACCCAGGUCAGCUGAACUCAGACCUGAGAAAGCUUGCCGUCAACCUUGUUCCAUUCCCAAGACUGCAUUUCUUCAUGGUUGGUUACGCCCCAUUGACAUCGAUGAAGUCCCAGUCUUUCAGAUCUCUGAACGUGCCUGAAUUGGCGCAACAGAUGUUUGACAGCAAGAACAUGAUGGCUGCUUCCAACAUCAAAAACGGUCGUUACUUGACUGUUGCCGCUUUCUUCAGAGGUAAGGUUUCCGUCAAGGAGGUUGAAGAUGAGAUGCACAAGGUUCAGACCAAGAACUCGGAAUACUUUGUCGAGUGGAUUCCAAACAAUGUCCAAACUGCUGUUUGUUCCGUCGCUCCAAAGGGUUUGGAUAUGAGUGCUACUUUCAUUGGUAACUCCACCUCUAUCCAGGAGCUGUUCAGAAGAGUUGGUGACCAAUUCAGUGCCAUGUUCAGAAAGAAAGCUUUCUUGCAUUGGUACACUUCUGAAGGUAUGGACGAGAUGGAGUUCUCUGAGGCUGAAUCCAACAUGACCGAUCUCGUUGCCGAAUAUCAGCAGUACCAAGACGGUGUGGACGUGGAUGAGGAGCUGGAUUACGCUGAUGAGGUUCCAAUGGAAGACAUGAUGGAGUAA